Molecule: messenger RNA, 1800 nt
Organism: Suillus subaureus
Lineage: Eukaryota; Fungi; Basidiomycota; Agaricomycetes; Boletales; Suillaceae
Exons: 9
Coding region: 1-1800 (599 amino acids)
Biological process (GO): DNA recombination; DNA replication; DNA repair
Cellular component (GO): nucleus
Molecular function (GO): DNA binding
Source: RefSeq, a predicted model, not a curated record
AUGUCUCAACUUUCAUCAGGAAUCUGUCGCCGUCUCAACGAGGCUCCUCAGGAGGAGAUAGACCAUCUUGCUUCUGGGCAUACUGUGCAGCUACUUUCCAUCAAGAAAGUGGCCCCGACACCUAGCUCGACGACCGCCACCGACAGGUUUCGCAUCAUCAUUUCCGAUGGCGUCCAUUUUGUCCAGGCGAUGUUGGCUACUCAAUUGAAUGAUCUCGUAGCAAAUGGCGACAUAAACAAAAAUACUGUGGUGGUCAUCGACAAGCUGGCCUGUAACUUCGUGCAGGACAAAAGAUUGAUUAUUAUUCUUGACCUCCACGUGGUAUCACGAGACGAAGAGAAAAUCGGGUCUCCUACUGCCCCUCCUCCCACCCAAGAUGCGCCUGCGCCCUCUGUUGUAGAGACUGCAUCCUCAUCCAUUUCUGCACCAGCUACCUCUUCGUCUACUAGUCAGGCGAAGCAGCCUCAGCCCCAGCCUCGCACUGGCCCAUCCGGCAGAGGGGGCAGGUCAGUGUACCCCAUCGAAGGACUUAGUCCUUACCAGAACAAUUGGACCAUUAAAGCUCGAGUUACCCAAAAGUCUGAUAUUAGGACUUGGUCGAAUCAGCGUGGGGAGGGGAAACUUUUCAAUGUCACAUUAAUGGACGAAUCCGGCGAAAUUCGGGGAACCGGUUUUAAUGCAGUCGUUGACGAACUAUACGAAAAGUUCGAGGAAGGCAAAGUCUACUACAUCUCCAAAGCCCGAGUGAAUCUCGCAAAGAAGAAAUUCUCGAAUCUUCAGAACGAUUAUGAGCUGAGUCUGGAGAAGAACACUGAAGUUGAAGAGUGCCUCGAGACCACCAGCGUACCUAUGAUGAAGUAUAACUUCGUGGAAUUGUCUUCGUUGGAAAAAUUGGAAAGGGAUAAUACUUGUGAUGUCAUUGGGGUCGUCAAAGAAGUUGGCCCCCUCGGCGAAAUCACAUCAAAGGCGACAAACAGGACGAUUCCUAAACGCGACUUGACCAUCGUCGACAUGUCGCAAUUCUCUGUUCGCUUGACUUUGUGGGGAAAACAAGCAGAACAGUUUGCAGCCGAUGAUCUUCCUGUCGUUGCGUUCAAAGGUGUUAAAGUUGGCGACUUUGGAGGUCGCACCCUCUCCAUGGUCAGCUCAAGUAUCAUGACAAUAUCGCCUGAUAUUGAAGAAGCACAUUUGCUACGGGGAUGGUACGAUGGUAUUGGCACUGAAAAAAAUUUCCAGUCGCACACGAGUGGUUCAUCUGGUGCAUCCUUUGGUGGUUUCAAUCGCAAUGAGAUGCGGCAUCUUAGUGACGUCAAAGAGUCUCAACUUGGCAUGUCCGACAAGGCAGAAUUCUUUUCCACUCGUGCCACUAUUAUGCACAUCAAAAGUGAAAGUAUUUCUUAUCCUGCCUGUCCCACUCAAGGUUGCAACAAAAAGGUGGUUGAUUUAGGUAGUGGCUGGAGGUGUGAAAAAUGCGACAAAACUUUCGAGCGACCGGAAUAUCGAUACAUCAUGUCAAUGGCAGUGGCUGAUUGGUCCGGUCAGGCGUGGUUGCAGGGCUUCAAUGAGGCUGGUCUAGCCGUCUUCGGGAAAACCGCAGAUGAAGAGCGAAACGAAGCAGAGUACAACGCUCUUAUGGCCCAGGCCAGCGGCGUCACGUUCAACUUCAGUUGCCGUGCAAAGCAGGACACAUACAAUGAUCAAACCCGUGUCCGUUACGGAAUAUCAAGAAUCACUUCUCUCGAUUAUCGCGAGGAAGCCAAACAUCUCGUCGACCUUCUCAAAUCUCCAUGGGCUAAGUGA